UCCGCCAUUAUUCGUAAAGGAACGGAAAUUGCCGAUAUUUAUUGCUUGAUUUGAUUCUACGGGUUUAUUUUAAUGCAAAAGGGGCAAAUUAAACCAAAAACCGAACAAACUAAAUAUUUACUUGUGUGCUAUGUUAAAACACCGUGUUUGAAGCGUACACUUUAGUGGUUUUGUGCUCAGUUAUUUUAUUCCGUUAUGGCCGAAGUCGACAUUGCCGAGGACAUUCCGAACGGAGACGAUUCGGCCUUCGUGGAUGAACAUCAACAAGCAGCCGAUACAGAACACGAUGUCCAAUCCCAAGACCAUGUUAUUGCUGACAGUGUUCACGAAUCGAUCACCCCUGAUCAAGUUUUCGUUGCAACAUCACAGGGACUUAUAUCUGCCGACCAACUUCGAGAAGCAGGAAUAAAAACGACGCAUAUUGUUAUCCAUGAUAACACGCUGACGACAGUCGAUUCGGGGGGACUGAAGACACCAACCACUCCCCUCCCCCCACCUACCCCAGCUACACCUCUCAGUAAAGAAAGAGGUUUUAAAUAUCAAUGGGACACCUCCGUACACCAGAUGAUUUUACCAGUUAGGUGUAAAAAUUUAAAUGGAGAGCUCCAUAAAAAUAGAUUUGGUUCAGGUGGUCGUGGUAAAUGUAUUAAAUAUGAAGAGAAUUGGUAUACACCUAACGAGUUUGAAUCAUUAGCUGGUCGAGCGAGUAGUAAAGAUUGGAAGAGAAGUAUUAGAUAUGGAGGACGUACGUUACAGUGUGUUCUAGAGGAUGGUUUAUUAAUGGCGCACGCUACCUCUUGUACAUGUGCUUCUUGUUGUGAUGACGAAAGUGUGACUGGCCCAGUUCGAUUAUUUGUACCAUAUAAAAGGAGAAAGAAAGAAAGUGAGAGUGGUCCCCCUUCACCAACUGGUUCUAUGUCAAAGAAAUCACGGAUUGGUUCCAUUAAAACAACUACUUCACCACUUACUAAAGAUGAAAAGUAUAUUGUGUCGAUGGCGAAUGGCGUGAGUUCCACCAUGACACGAACAUGUGCUGUUAGUCAUCAUAUGCAGAUGGGAUCUAAUAAAGAGGGUGAAACUGUACAGAUAGUAACAGCUGAUAGUGCAGGCAACCUUGUAGCCGGAGAUACAGUUGUCAUGACACCAAUAGCCCUAGCCCCUGCUCCAAAAGCUACUGUAGUCACCAUGGAUGUCACAGAACAGAAAAACUGGUGGCAACUUGAAGAGAUCUCUAAUAAUCUGUUGUUACAAGUACAACAAUUAAAGGCUAUGAUAGAACAAGUAAGACAACAGAGUUUAAUAUCUAAAGAAAGUCAACUACAACAACUGAGAUUACAGAUGGAGAAGGAGAAACAAGAUGCUAUCAAAGCUAUAAAUGCACAGCGUAUCGAGGCCCAGAUGAACUUGUCACGAGUCGUGAUGGAGGAGCGUGCCCAGAGAGACAUUGCUAUUCAGCAGGCGUUGGCCCAUGCUCGCUCGGAAUUACAGGAUAAAGUAGAAUCGGUGACUGUGGUUUCUGACGAUAAAGUGACUUACAAUGUGACGUGGUCACAUCAGAAUAAUCAAACGAACACAACCAUUGAUAAAAUCAUGGACGGUGAAGAAUCAGACUCUGAUAAAGAAAAGGAGUAAUAUGUCAGAAAGGAGUUCACUUGUCACCAAGGCGACAUCCUUAAUUUCAAUCAUGUUUGAUGAGAUGUUUUGAGAUAAUGAAUUUUUCAUUAAGACAUAGAAAAUGAACACAAUGACAAAGAUAAUGAAUAUUUCAGCUUCAUUAAGAUAAUGAAUAUUUCAGCUUCAUUAUUACAAAGUUUUUACAUUGGAACAUUAUUAUACCGAGCGUUGCUAUAAGACAUGUGGAGGGUGAGGGGGUGUAGCUUUAUAGUGUAGCCCUUGUGUACAAGCCUGUAUUUUUUAAAUUUUAACAUUGUGCUGCAGAUUUAUCAUAAAUAUCAGUACAAAAUAAGGAGAUCAAUAUAUUCCGGACAGAAUGACAGGCAUCAGUGAAAGCAUGCCUGAUAUAGUAUGAAUUUGUGCCUGAGAAGUGACAUUAAGGGUUUUUGAAAUACAGAUGUGACAUCAUCCUUUGAUGCUGGUGUACCAUUAUUUUAAAUAAUGGUACCGACAACGUGCUAAUCGUACAUUAUUUAUAUUUGAUAAAGGGAACAUCGGACUCGUGUGACGAUUACAUUGAACUGCAUGUGCAGGAUAGUGUCUUGUCAUUUUCGGUAUCCUUCAUUUACUCCACUAACCUCUGGGUCCAUCCACAGGGUUUUCACAAAUCUAAAUUAUCUACCCUUGAUCGUAGCGUUAUUUUACGAACCAAUCAACAAACAGUUUACAUACCAGUCUUGGUGUCGUCAUUGUUUACGUUCACCACAAUAAUCUUAGUUGCAAUAAAAUGUGAGUUACUUCCCUUCGCCCACUCAGCACUCGAUUGGAUGAUAAAAAUAGCAGAAGUAUAAUUUGACUAUGUCUCUCCCAUGGAUGGACCCAGAGGUUAGUGGAGUGUCUGUAUUUAAAGUUGUUUAACUGUCUUGAGCGUAAUAUAUUGAAACAACACUCAGACUACAUGUAAUGGCCUUGUGUAUUAUCAAUAUAUUACUUAAUUUCUCUGUUUCGACCAUUAAACGACUCUAGUCAGUGAACCCUACUAUAUCUCUACUGCUAUUGUGAAUUUCUAUAACUAAAUCACUGAAGAUACAUAAUUUGCACACAUAAUGAACUUUUCUUUUUUGCCUUUGUAUAAAAUUGUAAAAACUUUAAUUAAAGGACAAAGUAGCAAUGUGAUACCCAUCUACCAAGGCCAUACUUAGAAUAAAUUUUAAUUGACCUACUAUCAAUUUUUAAUACAUUGCAUUGGGAAGCUACAUGUACAACCCUUUUUAGUUUUUAGGUAAUUUAGAGUUAGAGAAUUUCAUUAAUUCCCAUGCGUAGGGGGUAUUUAACAGUGGGUGGGGGUUGGACAGGCGAUCCUUAUCACUACAAGUGGGUAAUCAAAACCGCGCCAUUUGACUCAUUGACACCUUAUGAUACAACGCGCACGCCUUAACCAUUUGGCCAACACCACAUCCACCACCCCCCACCCCCCACCCCACACGCACACACACACCCCCUCAUCUCUUGAUCUUGAAUCCCUUGCAAAUACAAUAUUGUAAUAGUUGAAAUUUCUUAAAAGAAUAGCAGUCCCAAUAUGGUUCAAUUUUUUUUCGGUGGUUAAAAAGAUAAUGUCAAAUCUCUCAAAUGAUGGUCAUCAGUAAUGAGAUUUAGUUCUUCUAAAAGAUCUGUUGAAAUUUAGCUUCUUUUUUCUAGAGGUGCUUGGUUUUCAAUAGCUCCAAAUAUGUAAAGAUUUGAAAAUUUAAGAAAAAAAAAUCACUCACAUGGGCCUAUUUA
Patella vulgata (common limpet) is the source of this 3393-nucleotide messenger RNA. Its product is annotated as deformed epidermal autoregulatory factor 1 homolog. The record is from RefSeq and is a predicted model, not a curated record. Gene Ontology annotation, molecular function: RNA polymerase II cis-regulatory region sequence-specific DNA binding; DNA-binding transcription activator activity, RNA polymerase II-specific. Lineage: Eukaryota; Metazoa; Mollusca; Gastropoda; Patellidae. Gene Ontology annotation, biological process: positive regulation of transcription by RNA polymerase II. The transcript has 7 exons. Bases 196 to 1632 code for a protein of 478 amino acids.